This is a messenger RNA of Thermothielavioides terrestris NRRL 8126, 3373 nucleotides long. RefSeq lists its product as uncharacterized. NCBI's taxonomy places the organism in Eukaryota, Fungi, Ascomycota, Sordariomycetes, Sordariales, Chaetomiaceae. Bases 85 to 3180 code for a protein of 1031 amino acids. The record is from RefSeq and is a predicted model, not a curated record. Gene Ontology annotation, molecular function: S-adenosylmethionine-dependent methyltransferase activity. The transcript has a single exon.
CAGCUUACUCGCAGUGUCUAUUUCCAUUCCUCCCAUUAACGCCAUUUCUUUCUAUAUUGGGCCUACGAAAAUAAACAAACGGCCAUGUCUGACCACGUCUUCUUACCAAGAAACACAUACCGGCAGCCUUCUCCGCUGGGCCGGAGGAGGCCGGCCCGGACGCUUAAACCUAUAAUAGAGGAGCCCGAACUGUCGCCGAGAGAGGCCUUCGUCGAGCGGAGGAGAAACAGGCAGUCCGUCGAGAAGAUCGAGCAGUGGCUCUCGCCGAUGAGCGACCACUUCCCGACCCCACGGGGCCAGCACUUCCUCGCCGCCCCGAUCCUGCCGGCCACCCCGUCCUGCGUGCCCACCGAUGGCGAGGCCGAUCUCGACAACGACGACUCCAGCUCGCAGGCUUCCUCGUCCAACCCGUCUUCCCGCUGGAAUACCAGCCACAACCGGGACAGCAUCAUGACCGACGUGACCGAGUUUGACGAUCUUUACGAUGUCUCUGACGAAGAAGUCACGCAGAAUCAGCCCCCUCGGGCGAAUGGGAUCGUCCGGCAGCGGAGUUUGCGUGGUCUCAGGACAGCGUCGAGGGCGUCCCUCGAGUUACGGAGAUCCUUGGCUCCCCUGGUCAUCCCGGCGGACUCGGCUCUCUCGGCUGCGAAGAAGCUAAUAUCACCCAUCCCACCAACACCGCCUUCCGCGGUCGCCAUGUCACCCGCCGUCAAGACCUUCAUGGAGUUGCGGCAGACACAGGAGAUCCCCCGCGUCUCCGCACCCCCGUCCCUCGACGGGAGCAUUAACUCGGAGGAAUUGGCACAGAUGUCGGCCCCUCCUACCCCGAUGAUCGGAGCCGAGGACAGUGAGGACGAGGAGUGGACGGGUGUGCGUCUCCAACCCGGUGCUCUCCAGACGCUCCAAGCACUCUCUGGCAACGAUUCCGAGUUCGAGGAAGAGGAGCCCGCGCCCGUCAUUGAGGUGCCACAGGAGAUGGCCGAGGCCCGCCAGCGGCUCCCUCCUCUCAUCACCGGCGCCCCUCUGGCCCGGGCCCCAUCCCAGAGGCAAUCCCUAGCCGGAUUGACAAGGCUCGAGAUCCCUUCUCCGGGCGGUUUCUUCUCCGAGCUUUCGUCUGCGAGUCGCCGCACCUGGAACCCGGGCACCCAGCCAGAUGAGCCUCCUCCGCCGACGUCGACCACUGCCGAGAACUUCUACAAGAUCCCGUGGAGCCGGCCAACUGACAAGAUUCCGCCGCCUCCGCCGCGACCGCUGCAUCUGGACGACUUGCCUUCCGCCAUUGUCGAGCGAGUGGUUGAGCUGCCCGUCAAAGAGAACGAGGAGGACCUCCCAACCGCAACCCGGGUGGAGGAGACACCGGUGCCCGUCACCGCCCGCAAAGUACCGCUGACUCCGAGGCAGUCUGAUGAUGGCCCUCCCGUCCCGGAAACCGCGGGGGAGGAACCUAGCUCUCCGGUUGACGUCAACGAGAUCAUCAAGGAGUAUGCCUCUCCUCAGGCUGCGAAGCAGGAAGAGAACGCUCUCUCACACAUGGAGCGCACUCAAAUGUGGUUGGCCGCCCAGCGGGUGUACCUCCAAGGCGUUGCCGGCUUCUCUGAGGACGCCGAGGCGACGGACGACUCUGGGCAUGAGUCCGAAUCAGAAGACAAGCCUGACGUGCCACCCAAGGACGCUUCUCCUGAACCGGAACAAGCCGAGCCCAAGAAGAAGGCGGUCCGGUUCUCCGAGGUCGUGCUCAAGAAGGAGAUUCCCCGCAGCCUGCCCUCCAAGCUUCUGCGCCAGGAGUCUGCCUACUACCGCGCCUUCAUCGACUACACCGUGCGGGCCUGUUCCACGGACGUGUUCGUUCACCGCCACUCGCGCUUCGAGGCUCUCCAAGCUCAACGAGUCUCGCUCAGGGACGCCCACCGGAACCAGCUGCUCGGCAAGUUCCAGCUCUCGGUGGUUCCGCAGUCCGCCAAGAAGCGAAUGAGCGCCAACGUCGUGCGAGGCGAUGACAACAUUGUCGACGACCCGGAGAAGCUGCGCGCCGAAAAGGAAGCGGAGGCUCUGUACCAGAUGCGCAUGGCCACCUGGCAGGUUGCUGCCACCAAGCUGUUGAACGGCGGGCGUCUGGUCUCGGCUCCGGUGGCGAAGCGUCUGGCCCGCCAGAGCCGCAUGGCACCAGGUCCCGAUGGCGUCAGCCGCGACCGCGCCCGCAUCCUCGAUCUCGCCGGCCAAGGCACUUGUGACUGGGCGUGGCACGCCGCCCUCCAAUUCCCGAACACCAAGAUUUACACCGUCACGACCAAGUCCAUCCGCCAGCUUAGCAACAGCAACAUCCGCGGCCCGCCAAAUCACCGCCAGGUUGCCGUCAAGAGCCUCGCCAAGCUGCCCUUCGGCGACGACCAGUUCGACCUCAUCUCCGCCCGCGAGCUGCACGCCGUUCUCAAGCUCUUUGGCGAGCACGGCAUCGACGAGUGGGACGCCUGUCUCAGGGAAUGUGUCCGUGUCCUCAAGCCCGGCGGCUACCUCGAAUUCAACCUGCUCGACGCAGACAUCAUGAACGCCGGCCCGCUCGGCAACGCCAAGGCCGUCGAGUUCGGCUUCGCCCUGCAGACCCUCGGCUACGACCCCAACCCGACGCGCUCCUUUCUCGCGCGCCUCCACGCGGCCGGCUUCGACGAGAUCCGCCGCGCCUGGGUGUGCCUGCCCAUCGGGCCGAAGCGUCCUCCCCGCCCGCCCGUCUCCGUCUCGGCCUCGUCCGCAAGGGACUCCACGUCGGCCGCCUCGGUCAAGGUGCACUGCCUCGAGGCCAUCGUGUCGGGCUCGACCGAGAACGUCGCCGCCAUCACCGGCCUGGCCGCCGGCUGGAGCUGGGAGCGGUGGCUGCUCCGCGCCGAGAUGGAGAAGGCCGCCGGCGAGCUGCGGCUCGCCGACAUCGUCACCCCCGGCGAGGCCAUGCGCCAGGCCGGCAAGAUGAUCGCCGACGUGCACGCCGUCGUCGAGGAGGGCCGCUGGAUCGAGUCCUGCUUCAGGAUGCUCAAGGGAUACGCGCGGAAGCCGCGCCCUGUGCCCCCCUCUCCCGCGCCUGUUCCCCCCAUGCCUGGGCCGACACCUGCGGUGCAGGGCGAGCAGGAUGGAGAGUUGGACAGGAGCGGGUCCAUUCGGAUAUGUCUGGAUACUGAAUCGCUCCAGUGAGGCUAGAUAAUCUGCCGUCGGUGUCGGUUUUUAUGGGGCUUCUUGCUAGAGAUAGAUGGGGGGGUUUUGUGUGUCAUCAUCAUCUUGCUUUUCUCAUGUCAUGUCGGAAGGAAGUCUUUUCAGAGUGCAAUGGCUUUUCGGAACUGGCAUUUCCGUUGCUGUAUAAUAAUGUCACUGCUCACAUCAUCACCAC